Molecule: messenger RNA, 1830 nt
Organism: Magnusiomyces paraingens
Lineage: Eukaryota; Fungi; Ascomycota; Dipodascomycetes; Dipodascales; Dipodascaceae
Exons: 1
Coding region: 1-1830 (609 amino acids)
Biological process (GO): transmembrane transport; monoatomic cation transport
Cellular component (GO): membrane
Molecular function (GO): monoatomic cation transmembrane transporter activity
Source: RefSeq, a predicted model, not a curated record
AUGUCUCUGAUCAGAAGCCAUCACCAUCUCUCGCUGGCGCGCGCUUCUUGCCCAGUUUCAACCCCUCUUUUGCGUCAACUGGUAGCUCCAACCUCGUCGUCGUCACCUGGGCUCAGCAGGGGGUAUGGGCCAACUAUAUCUACUUUUGGGGCUGAUAUAAAGACUCAGACCUUAUAUACUAUUUCGAGCCAAAAGAAGCAGCUCAAGAAUAUGUUCAUUGAGACUUCACCUUUAAAAGCACAAAUACAGCCUCAGCAGCUUAAGCCACGAAUACCACCACGAACUGUUACACAACUGCGCAUUCGAUUACCUCUGCUUUUUUCUUCUUCUCUGUCGGGCCAUGCUGGGAUUGGGGCCCGAUUUUGUGAGGCAACAGUGGGCCAUCGGAUUCAGACGGCCCGGUUUUCCACCACCUCGCAGUGGAUACGACGCGGCAGGGGUGUUCCAAGUCUAAGUUUGCCAGCGACACAUUCACAACAUCAUCUCUUUUUUAGCACAACAGCAAUGAACAACAACAGUAACACCAAGCCCACCGACGGCAACAAGCAUAGCCAUUCGCAUGAAGGUUCCAACCACAAUCAUGUUCAUGAACACAGUGACCAGGAACAUGCUGCUAAGCCUCAUACUCAUUCACAUGAGGAACCGCAUUCGCACUCACACUCGCUCUUUGGACAUUCGCACAGUCACUCUUCAGCCGAUAGCGUUUUUGUUCAAGAACAUGGUGGUUUAAAAAACCCAGCAAUCCGUAUCACUUGGAUUGGAUUACUUGCCAAUCUUUCCAUGGCUAUCGGAAAGGGCAUUGGCGGUAUUGUUUUCCACUCUCAGGCACUACUAGCUGAUUCGAUUCACGCUCUAUCAGAUCUUAUUUCAGAUUUUCUGACUCUCGCCACCGUGUCUGUUGCUGCACGUCCCCCGACCCAAGAUUUCCCUAAUGGCUACGGUAAGAUCGAGACCCUUGGUUCUUUGGGCGUAUCAGCACUGCUCUUUCUCGCAGGUAUUUCCAUGGGUUGGAAUGGCCUAAUUUCUAUUCUUCAGCAACUUCUUGGGGAAAAUUACUUUUUAGAUCUCAUCACCCAGUUUGUAGGUCAUGGCCAUUCACACUCCCAUAUUGGUACCGUCGAUCACGCAGCAUCUGAAGCUAUUGCUCAUACUCACACACACUCCUCUGAUGCUGCCUCUGCCGCCGCAACUGCCAUUGCUGUUGCGCCGUCUGUUGAUCUCAAUGCCAUGUGGCUCGCUCUUGCCUCCGUGGGUGUUAAAGAAUGGCUUUUCCAUGCUACAAUGAAGGUUGCCAACUCUACAGGUUCUUCUGUGCUUGUUGCCAAUGCCUGGCACCAUCGCAUCGACUCGCUCACUUCUAUUGUGGCCGUUGCCACCAUUGGUGGUUCUUAUCUUUUUGGCCUUAACUGGCUUGAUGCCCUGGGAGGUCUUCUCGUCUCCUGCGUUAUCAUCCGUGCUGGCUACCAAAAUGGCUUCGCCGCAGCUCUCGAACUUGCUGAUAGCAGUACUACCGUUCCACACGAGAUUAUUGAGACCAACACACAUGCAGUCAAGACUGCUCUUACUCAGGCUACAGCUGAAGGGGCUAUGAAUCUUGGUGACUUUGACAUCCACAAGAUCCUUGUCAUGUCAUCCGGUCCAAAUUAUAUUACUCAGGUCGAGCUCAAGACUGCCCCUAACACCAGCAUUGCAAAGUCUGCAAAUGUCACCACGUUUGUGGAAAGAGAGCUUCUUGCCCACGACCCCAGACUUAAACGUGUCACUGUCAAGUGCACCGAUACCGAGUCUAUCAAGCGUCUGCUAAGCGAACAAAAGGAAAAACAUGCUUAG